UUUAUUUUUAUUUUUCUUGUUCUGUUAAUAUAAAAUGAAAUUGAUCAGUAAACAAGUUGAGAAAGACACUUCUGGAUCUGUCACACUUCUUCCCGAAGAACUUGAAGAUAUGUGGCACGUAUAUAACUUGAUCUCGAAAGACGAUAUGAUUCGAGCAACGACUAUUCGUCGUUUGCAGUCUGAGAGUUCAACAGGCUCUGUUACAAGUCAGCGUGUUCGCUUAAACUUGACAAUCACAGUAGAGAGUGUGGAUUUCGAUCCUAAUGUAGGUCUUUUGCGUAUCAAUGGACGAGUCGCUAGUGAAAAUAAUUUCGUGAAGAUGGGCAGUUAUCACACCAUUGAUCUUGAACUCAAUCGAAACUUUACUAUCUUCAAGACAGAAUGGGAUACCAUUGCUCUUGAGCGUGUACAUGAUGCUUGUGAUAUCACAAAGCAAGCUGAUGUAGCUGCUAUUGUGUGUCAAGAAGGCCUUGCCAACAUUUGCUUUUUGACUCAACACAUGACGAUUGUUCGCCAACGUAUUGAAAGUCCAAUUCCCAGAAAACGAAAAGGAUCUACUGCCAACCAUGAUAAAGGUCUCGAGAAGUUUUAUGAGCAAAUCUAUCAGGGCAUUCUUCGUCAUGUUCAUUUCGAUAUUGCCAAGGCUAUUUUGAUUGCUAGUCCUGGAUUUGUUAAGGACCAAGUCUAUGCUUAUAUCUUUGAUCAAGCUGUAAAAACGGGUAACAAGACAGUAUUGGAGAACAAAUCAAAGUUUAUUUUGAUCCAUUGUUCUAGUGGGCAUAAACAUGCAUUGACUGAAGUCAUGCAAGAUCCUUCUGUACAGGCUAAAUUGGCAGAUACAAAAGCAGCUCGUGAAGUACAAGCAUUAGACAAGUUUUAUGAAAUGAUGAAUAUGGAUCCUGAUAGAGCAUUUUAUGGUUAUGAUCAUGUAGCUAAGGCAAAUGAUAGAGGUGCUGUAGGCACAUUACUUGUGACAGAUGAACUAUUUCGAUCUGCAGAUAUUACUACUCGUAAGAAAUAUGUGGCCCUUGUUGAACAAGUCAGAGCUCAGAAUGGUCAAGUCUAUGUAUUUUCCAGUAUGCAUCCAUCUGGCGAGCAAUUGAAUCAAUUGACAGGUGUUGCAGCUAUUUUGACAUUUCCUAUACCAGAUAUUGAUGAAUUGGAGGAUGAAUAGAAUGAUUAUAUAUAUAUAUAUACAUAUAUAUACAUAUAAAAGAAUUGUACAUGUUUUUUAUUAUUAUUUACAAGCUUUCUUUCUUU
This is a messenger RNA of Gilbertella persicaria, 1260 nucleotides long. Its product is annotated as pelota. NCBI's taxonomy places the organism in Eukaryota, Fungi, Mucoromycota, Mucoromycetes, Mucorales, Choanephoraceae. Gene Ontology annotation, cellular component: cytoplasm. Bases 35 to 1174 code for a protein of 379 amino acids. The transcript is spliced from 6 exons. Gene Ontology annotation, biological process: nonfunctional rRNA decay; nuclear-transcribed mRNA catabolic process, non-stop decay; RNA surveillance. The record is from RefSeq and is a predicted model, not a curated record.